UCCUACCAUACUAAACGAUAACAUCCGAAAACAGCUGAGAAUCAAAUGCCUACUUGUAUUUUUGUUUACUAUUAUUUGUUUUCCACAAAUAUUUUUAUUUUAAACCAAACAAAAGAAAACUGAUGAUGAUUAUUUUGCCAAGAUAAUAUGCAUUCAAUUGUUACUUAUGAUAAUUCUAUGCUUCAAAUAAAAAGCAAAGAGCAUUUUUUGAGUACUGGAUGUUCAAAAUUGGAUAAAUUUUUAAGAGGAGGUUUACUUAAUAAAGGGAUCACUCAGAUUUAUGGAGAAUCUGGUACAGGUAAAACUCAAUUGGCUCUCCAAUUAUGCUUGACAGCGCAAAUUAAAAAUGACUCAUCCAAUUAUUUGUAUGGUGCAGCAUACAUUUGUACAGAAGCAGCAUUUCCAUCUAAUCGAUUGCAACAAUUAUUUGAAAAAUCACCAAUUGCAAAAAAACAUUUAAUAUCAAAUGAAAUGAUUUUCAUUGAACAUGUUUCAAGCACAGAAGACUUAGAACAUUGUAUUUCAAGUCCUGAACGACUUCCACAGCUAUUGAGUAAAUAUAAAAUAAAACUGAUUGUUAUUGAUUCUAUAGCUAGCACCUAUAGAGUUGAAUAUGAAUCAGAUAAUUUGAAAAAUAGAGCAAAAAGUUUGAGAAAUUUAGGUUACCACUUGCAUAAAUUAGCAAACAAGUAUGACAUUACUGUAGUUUGCAUAAAUCAGAUAACUGCCAUCAUUCACAAAACACCUGUAGAACAUAUUUCUGCAAAAGAGAAGCCAUCUCUCGGCAUUACUUGGGCUAAUAUGAUAACCAACUCUUUACACAUGUACAGGAAAAAUAACAGACGCUAUCUGUACUCAGAAGGCUCAACUUAUAUGCCACAUCAAACCAUUGAGUUUGAAAUUUCAGGAUCUGGUGUUGAAGCAAUAGAUGAUUAA
Messenger RNA from Phymastichus coffea, 936 nucleotides. Its product is annotated as DNA repair protein XRCC3-like. The transcript is spliced from 6 exons. Bases 148 to 936 code for a protein of 262 amino acids. Gene Ontology annotation, cellular component: Rad51C-XRCC3 complex; replication fork. Lineage: Eukaryota; Metazoa; Arthropoda; Insecta; Hymenoptera; Eulophidae. The record is from RefSeq and is a predicted model, not a curated record. Gene Ontology annotation, biological process: telomere maintenance via recombination; resolution of mitotic recombination intermediates; t-circle formation. Gene Ontology annotation, molecular function: ATP binding; four-way junction DNA binding; ATP-dependent DNA damage sensor activity.